ACACACACUGUGUUGGCGCACAUAGAUGUAGCACCGCCGUAACGAGGACUCUGACAACACACGGAGGCUUUGGUGAACACACGAAGAUGUGACUGCGUUUAGGAAAACCUGAAGAUGGAGAAGGAGAGCAAAGUGUCACCUGCUGUCCAGGCUUCUGACUGUAAACACCAGAGGAGACAGAGGAAGGAUCCUGCUGAGCCCCACGCCGCCUCGCUCCUCAUGCUACCAAACCCAUAUGACCAGAUUUCAAGAGGGUCAGGUCUGGGUCCAAAGCCGGCUGCAAAAGGAGGAGACGUGCCGAGGAGCUACAGCAGCAGCCGGCCUGUCAGAGAGGCCGGAGAUGAUGUCCUACAGAGAGACAGGUCCACGCGAGAGCCACAGACUAAGACAUUGAAAAGCAGCAGUGACUUCCAAGGCAGAGCGAUGGGUCAGAACCCAGCGGACGCUCAGAGAAAAGGUUUUAGAGGGACCAGGUCUGCCCCAAACUCUGCAGGGAAGUCAAAGCCAGCACAGACAAACCUGGUCCCGUUUGAAGUGAAGAUGGCUGAUUUUCCGGAGCUCGCUGGUGUUUCGAGGAGCAAAGCAGCUCCUCCUCCUGGUGCUGCUGCUCACCAGAGAGCGUGCUGGGCUUCAAACCCUCCACCCACGAGCCCACAAGCUCCGAAACUGGCGUCUUCCUGGAAGUCCGGCAGGAGGGGAUCCCCACCACGAGCCGACCCCCGUCAAAGUGCCGCCGAUGCUACACCGGACGCCGCCGUCAUCCCAGAAGGUCAGCUGACGGUGACGUCCUGGGCGAACAUCGCCUCGCAGCCGCCAAAGAAACCCGUUCCAAAAGAGAGGACAGUCGGCAGCGACCACAUGCAGACGGAGGACGUGGCUGCGCAGCAGGAAGUUGGAGCCCCAGGGAAGAAGAAACGGAAGAAGAAGAAGAAGUCUAAAGGUACGAGUGAAGACACCGAAGCUGAGUCAGAAGAGCCGGCGUUUCCUCAGGAGCCUCCAAAGUUUGAGGAUGAAGAGGAGUUCCCGGGUCUGACUCUGGCUUGGACCGGGACCGACAGGUUAAGGACCAGCAGCAAUGCAAAGCUAUGCAAUGAGGAAAACCAAAGAGAAGGAGGUCAGCAUCAGCCUGCAGUCCAGAGCAAGGAGAAAGCAGCAGCAGCUAAAAGUCAGUCCACAGACGCUGCUAAGAAAGGACAGAAAGCUGAGAAGGUCUCCGGGAAGAAGAGCAAGGUUCCUGUGCAGCUGGACAUCGGAAACAUGUUGGCUGCCCUGGAAAAGAAGCAACAAUCUCAGAAAACCAAGCAGGACCUGAAGCCGGUCAUUCUCUCAGUUGGUGGAGGUCUACCUGUUGUCCAGAAGCAGCCUCCGGCCCAGAGGAAGCUGCCCUGGCAGCAGGAUAAAAUUGCACACAAUCCCCUGGACUCCACCAGCCCUCUGGUAAAGAAAGGCAAGCAGAGAGAGGUGCCCAAAGCCAAGAAACCCACUCCUCUCAAGAAGGUCAUUUUGAAAGAAAGAGAGGAGAGGAAACAGAGGCGUUUGCUGGAGGAGAGAGGACUGCUGCCUGAAGACGAUGCCAAACUCUCCAACGAUGCCACAGAGGAAGAGCAGUGUGACGCGAAUGCCACAGAUGAUGCUGGCAGUCCCACGGAGGGGUUGGAUGAUCAGCUGGAGUUAAAUAUCACCAACCAGAUGGCAGAGGAGGGAGAUGAAGAGACGGACAAGGAUGAGACUGUGGAGCAUCAAACCGCCUCACCUGAGAACUGCCCAGCGAACGCACCCAAGAUCCACAGCAGGAAGUUCAGAGACUACUGCAGCCAGAUGCUGAGCAAAGACGUGGACGAGUGCGUGACGUCCCUGCUGAAGGAGCUGGUUCGGUUCCAGGACCGCCUGUACCAGAAGGACCCCAUGAAGGCCCGCAUGAAGAGACGCAUCGUGAUGGGCCUCCGCGAGGUCCUCAAGCACCUCAAGCUCAGGAAGGUCAAGUGCGUCAUCAUCUCACCCAACUGUGAACGCAUCCAGUCCAAAGGCGGCCUGGAUGAGGCUCUCCACACCAUCAUCAACACGUGUCGGGAGCAGGGCGUGCCGUUCGUGUUCGCGCUCUCCAGGAAGGCUUUGGGUCGCUGCGUCAACAAGGCCGUGCCCGUCAGCCUGGUGGGCAUCUUCAACUACGACGGGGCGCAGAACCACUACCACAAGAUGAUCGAGCUGUCGUCUGAGGCCAGGAGGGCCUACGAGGUGAUGGUGUCCAGCCUGGAGCAGACAGACCCGGCAGAGGCAGAGCUGGAGGCCCACAACGAGGAGCUGCAGAUCAGCAGCCUGGCUGAGGAACCAGAGGCUGGUACCGACACCGCAGAGCCACCAGAGGAACCAGAAUACAUUAAAAUCUGGAAGAAGAUGCUGGAAAAGGAAUGCAACCACUCGUUCCUGAACUUCGAGGAGCAGCUGAGCUCCAUGCACUUGGACAGCGAAUGUAUUGAAAACAGUGACGAGGAUGAGAAGAGUUGACGGCAGUGAAGCGUUCUGUGCCUAAAAAACAAGAAGCUCAGAGGAAACUAGGACGGACUGGAGCCCACGGGAGGUUGCUCUGCUGCUAGCGGCUCUCCAACCGGGAGCCACCACCACCAGGAAUGUGUCAGAUAGUUAAUCAUGUCGCUCGUACUCCCAAUGAAUCAUGGAUUUGUUAAGUACGGACUGAACCGGUCACUUGAAAGAAUCCCACAAUAUGAAUUUUUACCGAUGUUGUCUGUGAUCCUGCCUGGAAGACGACCUCCACCAGUCAUACAGCACUGAGAGGGAAUCAGUGGGGAUGUGACACUGAGCCGUUCUGAUAUUAUUUCUUAUUAGCUUCAGUUUAAAAUAUUUUCCUGCUGUUAUUUUAUGAUGCGGGGAUGGCAGAGACGAGGCGUGGGAGGGUGUGUGACGAAAACAUGAACGUCCAGCUGUAGGUGUACAAAAGGUUUGUUGUUGUAGAAGAAAAUGAGAAAGUCCAGCGCUCAGAGCGGCCAUAAUGUGCACUGAUGGUACACAUGCAUCACUGUUCUGGCUGUAAAGCUGGAGCUCAGCAUCCUCUUUAAAGCCUGGUGAUGUGCCUCCGAAUCAAAACCACAGUAAAUGUUUUUGUUGCUUCGUAGACAAGAAAUGAGUCUAUUCAUAGGUUAUAUUCAGUCAUUUUCUGAUCUCGACACACUACGUCCUGCUCAGCAUUUCACACCUCGUUCUCACUAAGAUAUUCCCAAAAGCCGAUUUCUUUCUCUCACUGUGUAACCUCAGGGUUACGUCGACACAGUUCUUUUCCUACAACAAUCAAUCUUUUGUACACA
This is a messenger RNA of Stegastes partitus (bicolor damselfish), 3320 nucleotides long. Its product is annotated as selenocysteine insertion sequence-binding protein 2. Gene Ontology annotation, biological process: selenocysteine incorporation. Bases 115 to 2505 code for a protein of 796 amino acids. The record is from RefSeq and is a predicted model, not a curated record. Gene Ontology annotation, cellular component: mitochondrion; ribonucleoprotein complex. The transcript is spliced from 18 exons. Lineage: Eukaryota; Metazoa; Chordata; Actinopteri; Pomacentridae. Gene Ontology annotation, molecular function: selenocysteine insertion sequence binding; mRNA 3'-UTR binding; ribonucleoprotein complex binding.